AUGAAUAAUUCAUGAGGUGAUCGUUCACAGUUGGCGCGCGUCCCCGCUGCUGUGAAUCAAGAUGGCGGCCGCCGCCGGAUCAGGCGUGAAAGUCCCCCGUAACUUCCGGCUGCUGGAGGAGCUUGAGGAGGGUCAGAAGGGUGUUGGAGAUGGGACGGUGAGCUGGGGUUUGGAAGACGAUGAGGACAUGACCCUCACACGCUGGAGAGGAAUGAUCAUAGGACCCCCUAGGACCAUCUAUGAGAACAGGAUGUACAGCCUAAGAGUUGAAUGUGGACCAAGAUAUCCAGAAACGCCACCUUUUGUUCGUUUUGUGACGAAGAUCAACUUGAAUGGAGUGCAUAACUCAAAUGGUGUGGUUGACAUGCGAGCUGUAUCCUCGCUGGCCAAGUGGCAGAAUUCAUACAGCAUCCGUGUGGUCCUGCAGGAGCUGCGACGACUCAUGAUGUGCAAAGAAAACAUGAAGCUGCCGCAGCCUCCCGAAGGACAGAUCUACAGCAACUGAGCUUUCAUCUUCUCCUUCUCCUUCAUCUUCUCUACCUUCAUCCAGAAAGCAUUCCUUCUCCUCCUUUUUUCUGGACUCAUGAGAUAUCCUCUCUGAUCUCCUCUCUGUUCCUGACCACUCCCCAUGCGCUGCAGCAACCAAUGAGCAGCCCUGCUUCAGGAGCUCCCAUUGGACAGAAACGAUGGAUGUAGUGGUGUGCACAGCAGAAUACUGUACAUCAUUCUAAUCUUUUUUUAAAUGUUUAUUUGUUAUACAUGCAAAUUGUAAAAAUAACAAAUGAUCUUAUUGAGUGUAAUCUGUGUGCCCUCAUUUGAGAAAAGUGUUGAGUGGAAAAUUGCGCUACCAUGUUAACAUGCUGUGUGGUGGGAAUAAGAUAUCACUUUCCUUCUUUUUUUUAGCCUUCGAGUCAACUGUUUUGACUGUUUAAUCCAAGGCUUCUGGCCUGACCAGUCAAGACUGAGUCUUAAAUCGUGUCUCAUUGCUUCCUUCAGUCUCUCAGCUUUAGGUCACUUCAAUUUGUUAAAAUUUAAAAGCAAAAUAAUAACACAAGCUCAAUAAUAGAAAAAUGUUUACAACAGCAAAGAUGAAGUGUGCAACUUGUAUUUUAUGUUGUAUUCUAUCCCAUCUUAAUAUGCAGAGAAAACAAUAAGACAGAUGUUUGUAGGUU
This is a messenger RNA of Carassius auratus (goldfish), 1172 nucleotides long. Its product is annotated as ubiquitin-conjugating enzyme E2 variant 1. Bases 62 to 505 code for a protein of 147 amino acids. NCBI's taxonomy places the organism in Eukaryota, Metazoa, Chordata, Actinopteri, Cypriniformes, Cyprinidae. The record is from RefSeq and is a predicted model, not a curated record. The transcript is spliced from 4 exons.